AGUCCAGCGACCAGGCCGGCAAGUCACUUGGGAGUUUGUUGUGCUUUAAUACCUAUAAAUUUGAAAGGCAUAUAGAGAGAGUGUAAAAGCUUCCUUCCGGGGCAAGUAAAAAUCCAAUUAAUUACUUGUAGAGUUUAGAGAGAUCAGAGAGUGAGACAUGGCCGCAACAGAUCAGGUAUCAAAGGAAGCCAUGGCAACGGUGGCUGAGAAGGCACCAAUUACUGCGGAAAGGAAGGUCCGAGGUGACUUGGAGACUAAGCUCCCCAAGCCCUACUUGCCUCGAGCCCUGGCUGCAGCUGAUACAGAAAAUAUAAAUGGCACGAGGGGCCACAAACAUGAGAACAUGUCGGUGCUUCAGCAGCAUGUUGCUUUCUUUGACCAAAACAACGAUGGAAUCAUCUACCCUUUGGAAACCUAUAAAGGAUUUCGUGCGAUUGGUUUCAAUGUGGUUGUUUCCUUCGUGUUGAUGAUUCUGCUCCAUGCAUCUAUGAGCUAUGCUACGUCACCUACAUGGAUACCUUCAGCUUACUUCCCAAUAUACAUACACAACAUACACAAGGCAAAGCACGGAAGUGAUUCAGGGACUUACGAUACAGAGGGAAGGUUCAUCCCUGCAUAUUUUGAGAAUAUGUUCAGCAAAUAUGCCCGUACAGUGCCUGACAAACUUACACUACGGGAGCUUUGGCACAUGACUCAGGCAAACCGUAACGCAUUUGAUUUCUUUGGCUGGAUCGCAAGUAAACUGGAAUGGGGAGUUCUUUAUUUUCUUGCAAAGGAUGAAGAAGGUUACUUAGCUAAAGAAGCUGUGAGGCGUUGCUUCGAUGGAAGCUUGUUUGAAUAUUGUGCCAAGCUGCAAAAGAGUCCUAUUAGUAAGGUGGCAUAAUGCAUGUAUUAUUAAGAUUGGGUCUUUGUGUUAUGAGUUAUUGGAACGUUUCUUUGAAGAUCGGGUAUGCAUAGAUAUGCCGCCUGUAUUCCUUUCUUAUGUAA
Alnus glutinosa is the source of this 987-nucleotide messenger RNA. Its product is annotated as peroxygenase 2-like. The coding region runs from base 158 to 883 and encodes 241 amino acids. Lineage: Eukaryota; Viridiplantae; Streptophyta; Magnoliopsida; Fagales; Betulaceae. The transcript is spliced from 6 exons. The record is from RefSeq and is a predicted model, not a curated record. Gene Ontology annotation, molecular function: monooxygenase activity; calcium ion binding.